AGAAAUUGCCACUACCUGGGUGAGUGGGGGGUGGGGAGGGAGGGGGGGGGAGAAGGGUGUGAUGGUGGAUGGUGGAUGGUGGGUGUUGAGGAAGACACCAGGAGUCACAACCUGGCGAGUGUGAGAGAGGAAGGGAGAGGGGGCGACGACAAGACGAGGCCCGAGAUGGUGGAGGAAGUGGAAGAGUAAUAGUGGUGGUGAUGAGGGGAGGAAAAAGAAGGGAUAGAAAAAGAGAACGAGGUGGUCCAGCAGGAGGAGAAAAGGAAGAAAGGACAGGACGGAAGGGGGAGGGGAGAGGGGGAGCAGGAAAGCAGCAAAGUGUAAAAGUAGAGCAGCAGAAGCAAAGCAAAGCAGAGCAGAGCAAAGCAAAGCAAAAGCAGUGCAAAAAGAAAGCAAGAGACCAGACCAGAGCAAACAAAGCACGCCCUCCAGACGGCACGUCGAAAAAGUCCCGGCGGCCGCUUAGUUCUAGUCUUCAAUCUCUUUUUUUUUCUUUCCUCCUUCUCUUCCUCCUCUUCCUCUGCGGCCCUGCUUCCCUGUACAGGUGGGUAAAAAAAAAAAGAAAAGAAAAGAGAUCAAUGCAAUGAUAUAAUCCAAGACUCACAACAGACUCAAAUGCAAAAUGCUUGGGAGAAGGAGGAAAAGGGUGUGCUCACAAUCAGUGGUCCGGGGGAAGGAGAUCACCCAGGCACGGAUGAAUGAAAUUGAAUAGA
Aspergillus saccharolyticus JOP 1030-1 is the source of this 713-nucleotide messenger RNA. RefSeq lists its product as uncharacterized. The transcript has a single exon. The coding region runs from base 201 to 587 and encodes 128 amino acids. Lineage: Eukaryota; Fungi; Ascomycota; Eurotiomycetes; Eurotiales; Aspergillaceae. The record is from RefSeq and is a predicted model, not a curated record.